Molecule: messenger RNA, 875 nt
Organism: Darwinula stevensoni
Lineage: Eukaryota; Metazoa; Arthropoda; Ostracoda; Podocopida; Darwinulidae
Source: the annotation of a GenBank genome assembly
AUUGACAUUGACAGUCCUACCACUCCAAUCCUGCGACUGAACGCGGAACUGCGUCGCAUUCCCCGACCCAUACACAACCCCGAUCUCGUCCCCGCCCAGCCCCAAUUCCUUUCCGGCUUCUCUCGCGAUGAAUUUCUUGUUCGGUGCGGCUUUCCUUCUCGUCCUCGUCCGGGUCGACGCCGCCCGAGACUGGGAAGAGGACGGGCCUCUACAUGGAGCGGGAUGUUAUGGAGCCCUGGUGAAGCAUCGAAGCUCGGGGUCGCUCCGCACCGCGAUGAGGAUCUGCCGCCAGUCGGCGACCACGACCACGACCACGGGGAACCCGAACGGCGACUCGGUCCUGGACGGGGAACUGCAGCGGGAGAUCCUCAGUUUCUACCACAGGCUCAAUUAUGCCAACAACACGGCCGCAAAGAAUGUGGCCGGGUCCAUCGCUGGGAAUUUCGCUUACCUUCUUCAACAGGCGGCGGUCUUCUUCCCGUGCUGGGACGGGAAAGUCGCCGAAGUGUCCACCAGCGGCGACUGCGAACACGACGAACGCGGAUGGCGGGGAAGAGGCGGGUUCAGUCGCGGGUUCGCCUGAACGUCCGCGGACGCCGUCGGUGCCCAUCGAAUCGCUUCCGCCGGUCGGAAAUUGUACAUUAAUUAGCGUUGAGUAUAUGUGUGACCUUCUGCAGCUGAUUGUCGAUGACUCAUUCCAUCUAAGAGAACACAAAAUUAUUUAAAUUCCUUCGUGACCAUCCUUCGCGGUAGUAUAAUGAGCUUGAGCCGAUGAUUUGUCGUCGGCAAUGGCACAUAUAGAAAGUCUUGAAUGGUCCAAAGGACCAUCCAAAGGACCAAAGGACCAAAGGACCAAAGGACCAAAGGACCAUAUG